Molecule: messenger RNA, 1370 nt
Organism: Argiope bruennichi
Lineage: Eukaryota; Metazoa; Arthropoda; Arachnida; Araneae; Araneidae
Exons: 2
Coding region: 259-1098 (279 amino acids)
Source: RefSeq, a predicted model, not a curated record
GCUAACUUAGGAAAUUGUUUUAUUGUUUUUUACAUUUAAUUUGUAUAUUAUUUCAGUUUUCUCAUUAUUCAGUGGUAUAUUGAACUUUAUAGUUUUAAAUUUAUUUGUGGUAUCUAAUAAAAAUCUUGGAACAUUUUCCGUAUAUUGAGUCUUGUAAUUUUUUUCUGUUUUGCUCUGUGCUUUUUUUGGCAGUUUGUAUAGAAUUUAGUUACUAUUUCUAGCUUUUGAAAGAAUUCCAUUUUAUCUCACUGUUUUACAAUGAGGGCUCUUUUUACUGGCGAUUCCAUGAUCAAAUACUUGCAUAAAUAUAUAUCUGUUGAAUCACUUGACUUUCAUUUGGACAUUGUUUCCUAUCCUGGUGCAAUUAUUGAAAGAUUAGCUAGUAAUAUUUCUGUACACAAAAAUUAUGAUUGGGUCUUAGUGUAUGCUGGCACAAAUAAUGCAUCUUUAGAUACUAUUGAAGUAAUACUUAAAAAAUAUAGAGCUUUGGCCACUGAGGUAUUACUUCAUAACCCAGCUGCAAGAAUAAUUUUCUCGAGUAUUGUUCCAAGAGAUUUUUAUUUCUACAGAAAGGAGUAUAAGGAAUCAGAGUAUUAUUUACAGACACUAAACUAUAAGAUUCGAGCCAUAAACUGUGCACUCAAAGAACUGCGUUAUUUUCAAACGUUUCUCUUUUGCAGUUCUUACCAGCCAUCUUGGAAAAAUUAUCUUGCAAGAGAUUUCUUGCAUUUAAAUAAAUGGGGUAAUGAGCUGCUUGCAGGUUGUUUUCUUGAAUCCUUAACAGGAUGCAUUUCAGCAGAUAUAGCAUCUAAAAAGAUUGUAAAGAUUCAGUCUUCCAACUCUGGUUUUUCUUUUGAUGAUGCAGAGUUUCCUCUAUUGUCAUCUUUUCACACAGCAUUUGUUUCUUCUGCUUGGCCAAAGAAAGAGUCUGCCAGGCCAGUUUCUAGGCCCAUGCAACCUGCUAGGUCAAAGCAAGAGUCUGCCAGGCCAGUUUCUAGGCCCAUGCAACCUGCUAGGUCAAAGCAAGAGUCUGCCAGGCCAAUUUCUAGGCCCGUGCAAACUUCUCUUCAAGCAAGUGUCUGCCAGGCCAGUUUCUAGGCCCGUGCAACCUUCUCGGCCAAAGCAAGAGUCUGCCAAGCCAGUUUCUAGGCCCGUGCAACCUUCUCGGCCAAAGAAAGAAUCUACAAGGCUAAUUUCUACACCCAUACAACAGUCAGCUGCUCUGCUCUCGAAAGAUAUUUCUUCUCUGCCAUCUUCUAAAGAUAAUACUCAAUUUGUACUUCCUGUGAUCCCGUGCAUUCCAUUCUAUCAGUUUAGUGAAAAUGUUUUUAGUAGUAUUCCCACAUCAAAUAAAUUUUCAGUUUUGGCAA